UUUUCUGUGUAUUCUGCCUCAUAACAGAUUGAUGAAACGAUGAAACUUGAGAGGACAUGUUCUUACUAUUUCGAGCUCUUGACGUUUUCCUUCGUCACAGGCAUAACUGCAACUUGUGCAAGGGGAGAUACAAUGUCCAGUGCAAUGUCGCUCCUGCGAAACAAGCAAAAACCCCUGUAUCUAUUUGGGGUUGAAGCAUCAAGCAUAAGUGAUCACAACUGCUGGCGGUCUACGUAUGAUUCCACGGGUGCUAACAGUGUACUUCGCCAUACUGUGAAGAGGAACUGGAAUGACCAAACCCCUGAUCCUCGGAAGCAGAAUGAGGCGGAUGUCCACCUUAAAGUGACAAGCACCGGAGGCUCUGUAAUGCUUAAUGUAGAAGUUGUAGGAACACCUCCACUUAAAACGGUGAUUGAGGGUAACUACCGUAUUCACUACGCAGACGAGAACUGUGCAGUAAUCAGUUCAACAAGAGGAACCGGAGUAUGUACAUUAUGGGUACAGGAAAAUACAACAAGUUUGCCGCAUGCAGAUUGCAAAGAGGCUUUUAGCAAAAAUUGCCAAACCUGUACAACGAAUCAACCAGCUGCAACAAGUUGAUAGUUUCGUCACCCUUGCACCUGAAAUAAAACAUAAUAUUUUCGC
Messenger RNA from Dermacentor silvarum, 645 nucleotides. RefSeq lists its product as uncharacterized. Lineage: Eukaryota; Metazoa; Arthropoda; Arachnida; Ixodida; Ixodidae. The record is from RefSeq and is a predicted model, not a curated record. The transcript has 7 exons. Bases 40 to 600 code for a protein of 186 amino acids.